AUGACACAAACUAAAUCUCACAAAUCACCAAAGGGCGCUAUCAAAGAUAGCCGUGCUCUCAACAUCAUGAAGCACCUGGACCCCAAGUCUUCGAGCUCGUCCUCACGGCGGUCCAGCAAGUCUCUCCCUCUCAGCUCCUUUACUACUGACCAUAAACGAAGAGCUUCGAGCUCGUCGAUCUCCAGCGUUUCCUCAGUCUCAUCUAUCGAAGCCCUUAGUGACGAGGCCAAUGAAUCAGAGGAGGACGCUGAUGAUGAAAAGGAACAGCCAGCUGUUCGCGGCCCGUCUUACGGUAGGCGUGACAAGGGCCGUAAGUCGCGCAUGAAGCCUACGGGCCGGAAAAGGGUGAGGCUCUCCGACGAUGAUGGCUAUGACGGGCAAAGAAGCAGCGAUGAAAGUGACUCAGAUGGGAGCUCCGACGAUGUAUACGCUGCCGUGGACGAUAUAAGCGACGGAGACGAUGAAGAUCAGGAUGUUGAAAUAUUGGAAGAGCUCCUUAUUGUCGAGUCAGAGGAUGAGCACGCCGUCGAUGACAUCUUCAAGACUUCCACUGUGUCUGAGCUUGACUUGGCCGGUACCAAUAGUUUUGAAGAUCACAUGCUGCUGUCUGCUGCCUCGUUCUUUGACGAGGAUCAGCUCUACAGUGCUAUGGAAACCUUUGGCGAGACUGACUUCGCCAGCGAGGCGGCUGCGGAGACGCCCAUGCCUAGGCGUGUCCAUUUUGAAGAGGAUUCUGAUUCCUCGUCGGAAAGCGACUCGCAUACAGAGGAUGAGAUCCCGAGUGAUUUCUUGCAACAGGACAGUCUCGAUCCUCAACUACGUCGUAUGAUUGAGAACGACAACGAGAACUACAGCAGCCGCCGUCGCCAGUCCGAUGAGUUGUUCGCUGAGUCGGACUAUGGCCAUUCGAACAUUUACCACGUCGAGUCUGACGCCGUUUCCGAGGAGUCCGAGUCGAGUGGCUAUGAGACCGAUGAUGGCGAGACCACAGAUGAAGACCUUCCACCACCGGCAACAAUUACCCACCCCCGUUCCAUUCUGCGCCGCGAUUCCUCUGCCUCUCUGCCUCCCGCCGACGAGAACAAAAGCCAACCCCCUACUCGUCGGCGAGGUCCAAUCUUAGGUACUUUUGUUGCAGACCCCCACAAGCCAGUGGCCUUGGUCGACUUUACGGGGAAACAUCUUGUGAUCAUUCCAGCCUAUGCCUCGUCCCGCCAUGACUGGCUCGAGUCUGCCACCACCAGCAUUUGCGGCACUGCCAACAAUAGCCCACGUGCCACUACUAUGCACCUGAUCGACGAGAGCGACACGGAUGCCCUGGCCUCGCCGAACCGUCACGACCUUAGUCCGAUGUUGGCAUCGAGUGCUAAUCUAAUGAUGACGGCCCUUGGAAACGACAUUGCCCCGGGUGGACAAGUUAUGGGUCCUCCGGAGGCAUUUUACCCAUCUCGUGAUUUUGCUAUUGAUAGUUCCUUUGAGGAUGAUGACGAUGAUGAUCCGGAAGCCUCCUUGAAUGUCGAGGAUUUCAUAGACUUUGGAGACGGCUCCUCAGACGAGGAAAUGGGCAAGGCAUCUGAUGAAGAUGCGAUUGCUUCGCCAAUGGCCACUGCGUCCAUGACAGUCGUAUCCGGUACUCCUACCCCCAACCGCGGAGGGGAUGUACAACAAAGCAACAGUGCUGAACGCUUCCUGAAUCAUCUGGAUCGUGGCAUUGUGACGGCCUUCCGUCGCAACCACAACAGAUAUCAAGCCCUCCUACGGUUGCCCCAGCACCGAGAAUUCAUGCCUGCCAAUUCUCCCUCUCGGCCUGCUAGCGUCUUCCGCCAUGCCAGACAUGCAGACCAGCGCACGCCUACUCGAAAACGCAAGGCUAGCGGAUAUGCCGGCGGCGAGGCUGUCCGACGAAAGCUCAUGGAUGCCCACCGGCGCACUCAAAUUCCUUUCUAA
This is a messenger RNA of Aspergillus fumigatus Af293, 1947 nucleotides long. RefSeq lists its product as uncharacterized. The record is from RefSeq and is a predicted model, not a curated record. NCBI's taxonomy places the organism in Eukaryota, Fungi, Ascomycota, Eurotiomycetes, Eurotiales, Aspergillaceae.